AUUAUUUACAUCCUCUUUGACUAUAACCUAUUUAGUAUUUACUAUUUAGAUCAUCUUGCAAAACUGAAAUACAUAAACAUUAGUUGAAAUAAAAUUUAAAGAAAAAUGUACUUACUAUAGUUAUUACAUUAACAUUUCAGAUAAAGAAAUCUAGGGUAACUAAUUAUGUAUUUUCGUACAAUUUAAGGUAGUGAAUGAAACGUUGAAAGUGUAAUCAAAAGUACAAUUUAUGAAUGGAAUUAUGGGAAUGAAAACCUAUAAAAUGUUUACCAAUUUUUAUAAAAUUUACGUUAAAAAUUCAAAACAAUUUAAUUCUUUAUCGAUAUGUUCUCAAAAUAAACGCUACGUUGUGAAGAAUCCUUUAAAUAAUGCAUCCAUGGUUUGUGUUUAUUCGUCGGAAAACAAAACUUUUAAAAAUUUAGAAAAUAGAGCUGAAGCUUUAAAGGAUGCGCUAGAUCACAAAAGAGAACAAAUGAAACACACAGAACAGAAAAUUCGACUGAAAAGUGUUGAAAUUGUUCGUGAUAUUAAACAAAAAAGAGAAAUAACUAGUCAGAAGUUUAAGGAGAAGAAGAAAGUUAUUAUGAAAGAUAUUUUAAAGACGAAAGCAAAGGUCCGAGAGAAGUUUGAAGAGGUGGUUGAGAAAGAAAAUGUAUUUACAGUGCCAAAUAUUUUAUGUGUAGCAAGGAUAGCAAUGUCACCAUACUUGGGAACAGUAAUAUUACAAGAAGAAUACAGCCUUGCACUUGGACUGCUAACAUUUGCUGGUAUAACUGACUUGCUUGAUGGUUGGAUUGCACGUAAUUGGAAAGGACAGUCAUCUAAAAUGGGGUCUUUCCUUGAUCCUAUGGCAGAUAAAGUACUAAUAGCAACAUUGUUUAUAUGUUUAACAUAUCAAAACCUAAUACCUCUUAGCCUAACACUUCUCAUUGUUGGAAGAGAUGCAGUACUAGUCUCCGCCGGUUUUAUUAUCAGAUACAUAAGUCUUCCACCACCAAGAACACUGAGUCGCUACUUUGAUGUGACACAUGCGACGGCUCAACUUGCGCCCACAUUUAUUAGCAAAGUUAACACAGCUGUUCAAUUGUUAUUGGUGGGCACAACACUUGCAUCACCUGUGUUUGGUUAUGUUGAUCACCCAGCACUGCAGGUGUUGUUUGGAGUCACAGCAGUAUCCACGAUUAUUUCAGCAGUUAGCUAUUUGAUCAGCAAAGAUACCUACAAGGUUCUUAAAAAGAAAUUAUGAUGUCAAGAACCUGAAUUCUUUUUUUUAAAUCAACCAAUAAUGCACUCACCAACAAAUCAAAUCUUGUCUUAUAAUUUUAUUAUACUUAGGGUUCAUAGCUUAUUCUUGUAUCAAAGAGUAAUGUUUAGCAUAAGCCAGUACAAGGAAAUAAAAUAAAUACUACCGAUUACAAAAUA
Leptidea sinapis is the source of this 1422-nucleotide messenger RNA. It is a transcript of the gene CLS, whose product is annotated as probable cardiolipin synthase (CMP-forming). Lineage: Eukaryota; Metazoa; Arthropoda; Insecta; Lepidoptera; Pieridae. The coding region runs from base 230 to 1246 and encodes 338 amino acids. The record is from RefSeq and is a predicted model, not a curated record. Gene Ontology annotation, molecular function: cardiolipin synthase activity. The transcript has 5 exons. Gene Ontology annotation, cellular component: membrane; mitochondrion. Gene Ontology annotation, biological process: cardiolipin biosynthetic process.